Sporisorium graminicola is the source of this 1224-nucleotide messenger RNA. RefSeq lists its product as uncharacterized. Gene Ontology annotation, molecular function: palmitoyl hydrolase activity; thiolester hydrolase activity. NCBI's taxonomy places the organism in Eukaryota, Fungi, Basidiomycota, Ustilaginomycetes, Ustilaginales, Ustilaginaceae. The record is from RefSeq and is a predicted model, not a curated record. The transcript has a single exon. Bases 1 to 1224 code for a protein of 407 amino acids. Gene Ontology annotation, cellular component: lysosome.
AUGCGGACCACUAUCACCGCGCUGCUUAGCGCACUUGCUGUAUGCAUGCUGCUGGUAGCUAGCCCCACCGAGGCUGUCCCAUUCUCGUUGCUGCCGAAACCGCACCCUCUCGUCAUCUGGCACGGUCUUGGAGACAGUGCUCACUCUGAAGGUAUCGAAUCUUUUAUGUCGCAGCUCAAGGAGGCCUUCCCCGGUCUCUAUGUGCACUCGGUGACACAGGACGAAUCGAGCGACUCGGAGGAUCGAAAGCAGGGUUUCUUUGGGCACGUCAACGAACAAGUGGACAAGGCUUGCCAACAGCUCGCUGCCAUUGACGAGCUCCGCAAUGGUUUCGAUGCCAUCGGCUUCUCGCAAGGUGGCCAAUUCCUCCGCGCCUACGUGCAGCGCUGCAACACGCCCAAGGUGCGCAAUCUGGUAACUUUUGGAAGCCAGCAUAUGGGCAUUGCUGAUCUGCCCGCGUGCGGCCCCACCGAUCUGCUGUGCCGCGUGGCCGAGGCGGCUCUGCGCGGUGGCGUUUACACCGACUAUGCUCAGUCGCACCUCGUCACGGCACAGUACUACCGCAACCCUAAAGAUCCCAGGGCCUUUGCUUCGUACUUGGAAAAGAAUGACUUCAUCAAGGACAUCAACAACGAGGGGGACGAGAUCAACGCCACCUACGCGCACAAUCUCGCCUCGCUCGAAAACUUUGUCAUGCUCAUGUUUGACAAGGAUGUAACGGUCGAACCCAAGCAAUCUUCAUGGUUCGCCUCGUACCCCAUCCGCAACGAGACCGACUCUGUCCGAGGCGGCGACCCGACCCUCGAUGAGCCAACGCCGCUGCGACAGAGCUCCAUCUACCUCGAGGAUCGAAUCGGUCUCAGAAAGCUGGACCGACGAGGCUCGCUUGUCAUGGAGCUGUGUCAUGGUGCUCACAUGCAGAUCGACCCGGCAUGCCAGCUCAAGGUGUUUGGCAAGUACGUCGGCACGCCAUCGACCGGGCUGAACGGUCCGAUUGCACGAUGGAUCGACCGCACCUGGCGUUGGACGCUCUACAACGCCACAGGGUUGCGGGUGGAAGAGACGGGCGGUCUCAUCCUCACGCAGAGCUUCAUUUUCGUCGGCCUGUUCCUCUCGGUGCGAUUGCUGUUCGUGGUCCUCAUCCGUGGUGUCGAGGCCAUCUCUCGUAAGCAAAGAGACGUGGCCGUGGUUCACACUGGUCCUGGUCCCAUUCAUCUGCCUUAG